This is a messenger RNA of Amyelois transitella, 2433 nucleotides long. RefSeq lists its product as uncharacterized. Bases 1 to 2376 code for a protein of 791 amino acids. Gene Ontology annotation, cellular component: ciliary transition zone; MKS complex. Gene Ontology annotation, biological process: cilium assembly. The record is from RefSeq and is a predicted model, not a curated record. The transcript has 20 exons. Lineage: Eukaryota; Metazoa; Arthropoda; Insecta; Lepidoptera; Pyralidae.
AUGAUUCGUUCUGCAGAUGGCUUUUCUUGCGCAUGCGACGACCAUAGCGUUCCAAGCGGACCAGCAAAAUGCAGGGCUUGCAAUGCAACUGAACUAGUUUCCUCCGACGGCUCCACCUGUAUUCCUAGAAAAUGUCAAAAUACUUCUGGAAGAUUCGUUUGCAGGAAAUGUCCUAGUGAUUAUAUCACUGUAACGCAAAACCUCGAUGGAUCGCCAAUGAAAGAGGUUCUAUGCGUGAAGUGUUCCCGAGGGUACAAGGCACAGAACAACAGAUGUGUGCGUUGUGAUUCCUGCACGUGUAACAAGAAUGAAAUCGUCGUUAAAAAUGUGUGCGUGACGAAGAAAUACUUGGCUGAGAGACCUAAGUAUGAGGAGACGAGAUUACAUCCAUCAACGGUUCUGGAAUUCGUCAAAUUUGAAUAUCUUUGUAUGCAAAAUGACAUGGUUGCCUGCAGAACGCUGGCGAGCCAAUGUGUACGGAACCUUUACACCACAGACCAGGCCGGGCCCUGCCGGUUGUGGAUCCAGCCCAAACUUCAACUUCCGAAAGGCGAGUUCCUAGCUUUAUACACACGGUUACCACCCCUUACAAUAGAGACUUUGACUAACAAAAACCUAGGAGAGUUUUAUCUCUCACGAGGAAAAGAAAAUAUUAUAAUAGCUAUAGCAGCGUAUACAGCUACAGGAGGUUUCAAGUUGGAAGACAAUACCGACAAUAAAAUAUUCUCAUGUUUUUCUCCAACUGAAAUUCGAAUAGGAAGUGAUAUCUCAAACAAGUGCACUUUAAACAUUUCCAAUUUAUCUAUCUUUGAGAGUGACAGCACAUUUGGGCUAUUUCUGUCUUUAGAUGGGGAACUAAAGCCAAUACCGAUUUCUGUACGAAAACCAAACGGAUAUUACGUAAAGGGAGACACGUGGACUACUAGUAAAUUCAGGCGAUAUUUUCUGUUAGAAAACUCCUUAUCUACAACAGCUAAUGUAACAACUACCAUUUAUUUGCGGACACUAAUAAUAAGGAUAAAGAUACAAAGAGACAAAAGCUCGCUACGGGGUCAAGUUUCGGCGGAGGUCCAGUACGCAACUAAAUCCUUGUCUGAUACGGUAACCGCUUUCCUUCAGGUCGGGCAUGAGUUACCUACAGCUGGCAUUAUAAGGGGAUUGGAGAUUUGGGGUGGAAUCUUAGGCGUUUUCACAACUCUGUACGCAUUGGUCCAAUGGCGUGGUACCGUACGCAGAGGCGGCUAUCUUUUCUCAUUGGCGCCUUUAUUAGCGGAAUCGCUCGCCGAUACACUGUAUUUUGCGAUAUGGUUCUCAACCCUGCACGCUUUGGCAGCAGAGGCUGGCACUUUAGGCCUGACCUUGCCAUUGUCAGAAUAUGAAGAACAUAUCAUCAAAUCCUUUAUAUUUUCUGCAGUAGCUUUGAAGCUUCUUAAAGUAACAUGGAUAAAUUGGAGUCAAUGUCGAUGCGAUCUGUUUUUGUUAGAUUGGUCGGAAUAUGUCUCCCCUUUUGGCAAAGAUGGUGUGCAAAAUGAUAAAUCCAACUUAUGGAAAUCAGUGACUUUAGCCAGAGAGUGGAGCAACUUACAAACCCAGAGACGAGCACACCCUGGUUAUACUGUCACUUUGGCAUUGGCUAUAUUAUACGCUUUCCUCCCACAAAGCCUGGGCUACAAAUGGGCUACAGCUACCGUAGCGUGGUGGGUAGCAUACGUAGCCAAUCACUUGGCUAUGUAUGUGGCCGACAAGAUGGUCGGGUCGCCGGUCAAAACGCUGCCUCAAGUGUGCUCAGGGUUGGGAGUGUCUCUGUUGGUCUUCCAAGAGGAAUUUUAUGCUCAUUAUGUUCAUGGCAGGAAUGACGAAUCUAAAGAGAUGAAAUCUAUGGCUGGGCCGCUGCCCACGUGUCGGGUAGUCGUUGCAACACAACUAAGGGCAGUUUACAAGCAGUUAGCUGGCCCAGAAGCAGCAAUAGCGCUUGGCGCAAAUGAAUCAACGAAGACCCUUCUGACGCAAUUUUUGGCGGCAUUUUUUGAAAGAGCUCUUGACGGCUUGAACUGGGUGGCCAACGAGCGGACAGUGCUGGAGAGACUUCUGGAUGUGGAGCUGACAGCGAGGGAGUCAGGGUCCACCAGCUGCCUGCUGCAUGACCCUGAUUAUGGCACGCCCUCAUGCUUUGCAGUAACUUGGUGGGGUGAAGAAUGGGCUCUCGGUACGUUUGACGCUAUCUUGUUCGGAACCAUCAUCAUCGCCACUGAUAAUCAAUUGAUUGCAGCUUUGGUGACCCUGGCAGUAUGGCAGAUAUUUCGACAUCUAAGGACCGUUUUUGGCAAUAGAAAUAUUCGACACAAGACUGGAAUUGAAAUCCCAUUAUUUUCAUAGAGUUUACUUCUUACUUAGUGUAAAAAUAUUGAAAUAAAUUAAUGCCAUAAAUUUACU